AUGUCAUCUCGUUCUCGAACGGCCUGUUCCUCUGUUGCCAUCACGGCAUCGUUGGAUGACUUGACAAGAAAUACCCACACAAUGAGCGACGGGUGUUGCGUAGAUAUGUCGACCCGUUUGCUCCUGUUUUUGAUUCUGUGUUUGAUAAUCACGGCAAUAAUUCACUCUUGGGGAGGCACGCUGUUCCAACCACUUGUGUUCCUUGCGACAGUUGUCGUUUUCAUUGUGUCAAAACAGCUCGCCUGUCGCACAUCAUCCCAAGAUUGCUCGGAUUUUCAAGUGUCCGUUCAGGCCGUCAAGGACCAAAUCAUGAGUGACGCAACUGCUGCUGGUGAUUUGCUGCAACCACCGGCCUCGGCCGUCUAUCGCUUGGAAGACAGACAAUUCGGAAUCGUCCACAAGAAGAGUGGUGAUGUUUUGCUGGAAGGAAGCCACAGUUUGUGCGUCAUGCGACUGAACUUUGCCACGGACUUGAAGGAAUCGUCUGGAUUGGUCAGUCUCAAAGGAUCCAGGGUACUCGUUGGUCCAAGCGCUGCAAACACCACUAGCAAGUCUAACCAACAACAACAACACAACAAUACAAGCUCUGUCAUAAUAAAAGGACUGGUAGCGACAGCAACCCGAAAGGCCUACUUUGUGGAAGAAACAUCCACCAAAGAUUCAUCGGGGAGGCGAAUUUCGCGCGUCGUCUCGGGAAACUUCGAGGGAGGAGGAGAAAGAUACAAAUGCUUUUCCGGAGAAUGGCUGGCAUCAGAUGGAUCUCGGGGGUCGGUCACAAACAUUCCCGAGGCUCCAGCAGUGGACUAUGCUAUUCCUUUGGUGAUCGGUGAGGAGGAAGGGGAGCAAGCCGAUAUUAUGGUCGUCUAG
Seminavis robusta is the source of this 867-nucleotide messenger RNA. The record is from the annotation of a GenBank genome assembly. Lineage: Eukaryota; Bacillariophyta; Bacillariophyceae; Naviculales; Naviculaceae.